UAUGCUUAGCUCUUGUCAGCAGGGUUCCAAAACCGAACCAGUUACUCAAGAUGAGUGAUGUCAAGCUUACUGUCUUGGGUGGUAAAGGAACAGGGAAAUCAGCACUUACUGUAAGGUUUCUUACCAAGAGGUUCAUUGGAGAAUAUGCUUCGAAUCUUGAAUCUAUCUACAAUAAGCAGUUGUGUUUGGAUGGGAAAGCAUUGAAUCUGGAAAUAUAUGACCCAUGUUUUCAACCGCAGAAGGCAAAGUGCUCCCUCACAAGUGAUCUGCACUGGGCAGACGGGUUUGUGAUUGUGUAUGACAUCAGCGACAGGCCUUCCUUUGCUUUUGCAAAAGCCCUUCUCUGCAGAAUCCGGGAGCCACCAACUACUCAUUGUAAAAGGAUGGUGGAACCAGCUGUGGUUUUAGUUGGCAACAAGCAAGACCUCUGCCACAUGAGAGAGGUUGGCUGGGAAGAAGGGCAUAAGCUAGCAAUAGAUUUCCACUGCCAGUUCUGUGAACUGUCUGCAGCAGAGCAGUCCUUGGAGGUGGAGGUGAUGUUUCUCAGACUCAUCAGGGACAUUCUGAUGAUCUUCAAACACAAGGAGAAGAGGAGAUCCAGUGGCUCUAAAUCAAUGGCCAAACUGAUCAAUAAUGUAUUUGGAAAAAGAAGAAAAUCUGUUUAGAAGAUAUAUAACACAGGGGACUUGGUCCAUCAGAGGGUUUCAAACAUUUACUAUAACAAACAUGAUUUAUAUAAUUAAAAGACAAAUUUUGGGGGGAUAUAUAAAAUAAGUGAAAAUGAGUCAUGACUGAAUUUUAAAAUAUGUAAUUUGUCUCUUUGGUUACAUCUGGCUUAUAUUGCUUCCCACAUAAAUGCUCACUUCUUGUACAAGUGAAUACCCACUCUGGUGUUUCAAUAGAGAACUGUCCCUGUGCCUUCCUGAGAAAACUGCUGUACAUAUUGUUCAAUUAAAGUAUUAGUUUAAAGUGUGUGGUUUACUUUUAAAUUCUGUCAUUGUUUUGAGAAAAACAAAUAGAUAUUGAUACAACUAAUACAUUGUAUGGCCUAAGUUAUUGAUUUUAAAAUGACUUAAUAAUAUUUAACAGAUUUUUGCUUUAAAAUAUAAUUUAGAGUUGGAUGUGUAAGGCUAGCUGUUCAUGAAUAAAUAUUUUGCAGUUUAGGAAACAAUGAAAAAGUUGUGUUUUAUUAAUUAGUUACUAUCUUAUAGCAGCAAGAUAUUAAAAAAUAUGUAUAGCGAAUUCAAGUUAAUGGAAGAUUUUUUUGUUGACUUUCAAUUUGAAGGGAUAUAGUCCAUAAUUCAGGGAAGUCAUGAUGGCAGUAUCAAGCAACUGGUCACACUGCAUCACCAACCAAGAAGCUAAGACACUUGUGUUUACCUGACUUUCUCCUUUAUUUUACUUUCAUUGAUUCUUGGACAUCAGUCAUCAAUGGUGGGUCUUUCCUACUCAGUGAGGCCUCCUGGAAGACAUUCUCUCAGGCUUGCACAGUUGUGUGUCUUCUAGGUGACUCCAAAACCUUGCAGGUCAGCAGUGAAGAUCAGCCUCUGCAGUCUCAGAGACAUUGCUCACAAAGAACUUCAUGGAUAGCAUUAAGAUCCUUUGCAAAUUAAAAGUUAUCUAGGUUAGUUUAUCUAGGGGAAUAAAACAUAACUAGUUUGGUUUCUAUUGCUGCAAUAAAAACCAUGGCUAUAAGCAAUUUCAGGAAGACAGAAUUUAUUUUGUCUUACAGGUUUUAUCUUACUUUGGAAAGAAGCCAGGACAGGAUAGAUGAAUGCUCCUCACCAACUUGCUCCCUGUGUCUUGCUUAACCACCUUUCCUAUACAUUCAGGUUCACCAGUUUAUACUUGUACUCAUAUCCUUGUACUUUUGAUAGUUUUUUGGAAUCUCCUACACCAAUUAGCAAUCAGGACAAUGUGAUGGAGGCAAUUCUGUAAUUGAUAUUUUCUCUUCUCGGGGUGUGCAAGCUUGACAAUAAUUAACCAGUACAGCUGAUAAAUUUACAACUUUGAAAGCCUUGCUACAAUGAAGCUUUUUUAUAUAAGUUUUUUUUGGUAUAAGAUGCAACCAUAUUAAAUCUUGUGGGCUACCAUUUUCUUCUAAGACAAUGGUAGACCUUCCAGUCUACGGUACUGGCUACCCUUGCUGUACUUUUCCAUCCAUUAUAUUUCACUCUGCAGUUAUUUGCCUUGCAUCUGACAAAAUGUUGAUAAUUAUGGUUGGGUCUCAGAGAAAUAAAACUCAAGAUAUAAGCAAUGACAUACUCCCACUGUGUGGGAACAUGACAGAAGAAGCUUUUGAGUAUAGGAUGGUGAGCUAGAAUGGAGCAAGGUGGCCCAAAGUAGAGGAUCCACAGACAUGAGAUCCUCACUCAGCAUAAGCCACAAUUAAUCAUAUUAGGAAGGAAACCUUGAGAUACUAUUGUUUCUUAGAAGUCUGACCUUACAUCGUUCACUAUAAUGUUUUUCAAUUAAAUCUAUUUAC
Molecule: messenger RNA, 2485 nt
Organism: Alexandromys fortis (reed vole)
Lineage: Eukaryota; Metazoa; Chordata; Mammalia; Rodentia; Cricetidae
Gene: Rergl
Product: RERG like
Exons: 5
Coding region: 51-665 (204 amino acids)
Molecular function (GO): GTPase activity; GTP binding
Source: RefSeq, a predicted model, not a curated record